AUGAAAGUCAGGUCCUGCCUGACCAACCUGAUCUCCUUCUAUGACCAGGUGACCCACUUAGUGUAUGAGGGACAGGCUGUGGAUGUUGUCUACCUGGACUUUAGUAAAGCCUUUGAUACUGUCUCCCACAGUAUCCUCCUAGAGAAGCUGGCGGCUCAUGGCUUGGAUGGAUGUACUCUUCGAUGGGUAAAAAACUGGCUGGAUGGCCAAGCCCAGAGAGUUGUGGUGAACGGAACUAAAUCUAGUCGGUGGCUGGUCACAAGCGGGGUUCCUCAGGUCUCGGUUUCGGAGCCAGUCUUGUUUAAUAUCUUUACCAAUGAUCUGGAUGAGGGGAUCGAGUGCACCCUCAGCAAAUUGAAAGAACGGUCCUUAGUAUUGUAUGGAACAUCCAUCCAGCCUUACUCACCAAGAACUGAUUUUCCAAAUGUGGAAAGAGUACCCUCUAGUCUGCUUGAAGGCCCUACAGAAGAUUAUGGAACAGAUGAUUAUUCAGGUCCCUGCAAUGCAGAAUUCAGUAAAGGAGGGUGUGAUGGGCCAGGACCAGAUCACUGUACUGACUGUCCGCACUACUACUACAAAUCUAAGAACAACACACGGAUCUGUGUUUUGACCUGCCCACCUGGUCAAUACAAUGCAGACAAGAAACAUAAGAAAUGCUCACCCAAUUGUGAAGCCUGUGUUGGAAACCAUAGUGACCUGACCUGUAAAUCGGGCUACUACAUGAAUGAAGUAACCAAUAGCUGUAUUACCAAGUGCCCUGAUGGGUUUUACCUGGAUAAGAAUAAGAUUGUUUGCCAAAAAUGCAGUGAAAACUGUGUUGAAUUCCAAAUCUGCACAGAAUGCACACAUGGCCUAAGAUGGACCAUCAUCCACACCAUCAAUUGA
Phalacrocorax carbo (great cormorant) is the source of this 885-nucleotide messenger RNA. NCBI's taxonomy places the organism in Eukaryota, Metazoa, Chordata, Aves, Suliformes, Phalacrocoracidae. The record is from RefSeq and is a predicted model, not a curated record.